Molecule: messenger RNA, 687 nt
Organism: Nothoprocta perdicaria
Lineage: Eukaryota; Metazoa; Chordata; Aves; Tinamiformes; Tinamidae
Gene: CLDN10
Product: claudin 10
Exons: 5
Coding region: 1-687 (228 amino acids)
Biological process (GO): bicellular tight junction assembly; cell adhesion
Cellular component (GO): plasma membrane; bicellular tight junction
Molecular function (GO): structural molecule activity
Source: RefSeq, a predicted model, not a curated record
AUGGCGAGCACGUCGGCGGAGAUCAUCGCCUUCGUGCUGAGCCUCUCGGGCUGGGUGCUGGUCUCCUCCACGCUGCCCACCGACUACUGGAAGGUCUCGUCCAUCGACGGCACCGUCAUCACCACGGCCACCUUCUGGGCCAACCUCUGGAAGACCUGCGUGACCGACUCCACCGGCGUCUCCAACUGCAAGGACUUCCCCUCCAUGCUGGCGCUGGACGGUUACAUCCAAGCCUGCAGAGGACUGAUGAUCUCUGCCGUCUGCCUCGGAUUCUUUGGUGCUGUGUUUGGACUGGUUGGGAUGAAGUGCACCAAAGUUGGAGGCUCCGAUCACACUAAAGCUAAAAUAGCUUGUUUAGCUGGAUUGAUUUUCAUACUUUCCGGGUUGUGCUCAAUGACCAGUUGUUCCCUGUACGCGAACAAGAUUACGUCCGAGUUCUUUGAUCCCACUUUUGUUGCACAGAAGUAUGAACUAGGAGCAGCCUUGUUCAUAGGCUGGGCCGGAGCGUCGCUCUGCAUCAUCGGCGGCAGCAUAUUCUGCUUCUCCAUAGCAGAAAGCAGCAGCACCCCAAGGAUGGGGUACGCAUAUAACGGAGCCGCGUCCGUGAUGUCUUCCCGCACAAAGGUCCACACCACCGUCCCAGACAAGUCCCCGCCAAAGCACUUUGACAAGAACGCCUAUGUUUAA